Molecule: messenger RNA, 1026 nt
Organism: Aspergillus fumigatus Af293
Lineage: Eukaryota; Fungi; Ascomycota; Eurotiomycetes; Eurotiales; Aspergillaceae
Exons: 1
Coding region: 1-1026 (341 amino acids)
Source: RefSeq, a predicted model, not a curated record
AUGUGCCACAUCUCCAUCUUCUGGCACAACUGUAACCACCUCAUUCCGAUGACCCUCACCUGUCCCUUCCAGGACCUGCCAUCCCACACCACAGAACCAACGUCAACUGCCAUCCUCGGAGAACCCUGCCCCCUCUGCAGACAAGCAUACCCCCCGUGCAAACAAACCCUCACCACCCACCAGGGUCUCUUAACCGCAGAAACACUCGCCUCCAUCCUGAACGUCUCCGUCGCGCAACCGGGCUUUCUAGACAUGGUAGCCAGGUUCUUUGCCCGCGGCGACCACAAACGGUUCGACCAGCCCGGUCCCGAACGAGCAGCUUAUGACCAAAGCGAUGGAUAUCUGGACGCCUUGGCGGAGGAGUCCCGGCGAGCCGUCCAGGCUCUCGACAUAGAACUAUACCUCGACUUAGACCUGGACGAUCUGCGUGACCUGGCCCCAGCCCCAAAUCUAGAUUCAGAUGCGCUCGAAGCGCACGCAGACUCCGACAUGUCUACGCCGACGGCGACGGCGAUAGCUAGCUGGGAUGGGUUGAACUGGGAGGGACGGAAUGUGCAUCCCUCAGCGGGAUUCUACUACUAUUCGACUGGCUCCGGCUCUGGCUUGGGGGCGAAGACUGAACCUGAGCAACGGCCUACGCCUACGGUUGCACCUCAGCAGCGGCUGACAGCAGGACGAGCGAGUGAUAUUGCUGUCUACGACGGCGGUGGUAACGGAAACCGGAACUGGAAUGGUGCUCGCAAUCAGAUGCAGGUCGGGACGGAUAUAGUGCCAUACACGCCUGUCCCUGUCACAAUGCCGAUGGAACUAGGUCACGGCUCGUCUUGUGCUCUUGUGGGGAGGGGAAGGAAUGGGCGAGAGGAGUCGAUGGAUCCGCGGAAGACGUAUGAGAUACCGCGAGCCAUGCUCGUGAGGCGGAUUACGCAGCGGAGGAAUGGGAAGAAAAGGCAGGCAAUGGUGUCGAUUGGGAAGUCGCCGCUGGCGCGCGGAGAACAACAGGGCUGGAGGAACAGGAGAGAGGAGUGA